Messenger RNA from Macroventuria anomochaeta, 1704 nucleotides. RefSeq lists its product as uncharacterized. Bases 23 to 1681 code for a protein of 552 amino acids. Lineage: Eukaryota; Fungi; Ascomycota; Dothideomycetes; Pleosporales; Didymellaceae. Gene Ontology annotation, molecular function: protein binding. The transcript is spliced from 2 exons. The record is from RefSeq and is a predicted model, not a curated record.
AUCCAUAGCACAUUAGUCUCUCAUGAAGCGGUCGCGUGAGGUGGAUGAUGAACUCGAACACCCAACGAAGGUGCGGCGCGUGGCCAAAGUUGACAAGCUGUCAAAGUUGAGCGAUGAGCUCUUGGUGCGCAUUCUAUCGUUCUUGCCGGUGUCGUCACUCUUGACUUCCCAGAGGAUUUCGAAGAAGUACAGUCGCCUCGCAGUCGAUUCAGAGCUCUGGAAAGCAGCCUACUACCGAACGUUCGUCCUCCCACGCGCAUCCCGCAUACCCGGCAUCAAGAACCCCGGCGCACACGACCGAUUGCACUACUCCUCACGAUUGUCGAGAUGGCUGGACGACGGCGCAUUGGUCAAAGAGGGUGCGAAGACGAAGUGGAAGCAGCAGUACCGCUUGCGCCACAACUGGUCGCAGGGGAAAUGCGCGGUCAGUGAGAUAGUAGUCUCUGAGCGGCCUCCGGAGCCACCGUUGCUGGUCAUGCUGUCGAACAGUACGGUAUUUGCAGCAGAUUCAAUGAAUGGGCUGAGAGCAUGGAGUGUGAGGGAUGAGCGCGAGCUACUAGCAUCGACCCCACUCAGUUUGGCUGCGACAGAUACCCUACAAUUGCCUGUGUCGAUGGCUAUCGAUUCUAAUGAUGGAGAAGAAGCGUGCGAAAGAAUCGUUCUGGGCUUCGACGACGGAUCGUUUUCCAUAUACGCAUUACGCCGGGACCAGAAGAGGUUCGACACACUGUUUACGCACCCAUCUUCGUCAAAUGGGAUGCUUUCUGCAUUGGCAAUGUCCUCGCCAUAUCUUCUCACUAUGACAGAGGACCACCUUUUGUCGCUAUAUGUCUUUGCCGAGCCAGAGGACAAUGAAAGUCGACUGGACCCUCCAAGACUGCUGUAUUCGCUACGGUCACAUACGGCAUGGCCACCCGUGUCUCUAUCCUUACGCACCACAGCAACAAGCAUGACGGCAGCGAUCGCGUACUCGCUACCGACAUACCUCUCUGGAUGGACAGUCGGGGUCCAAGAGCUAAACCUCUCGCACAAGGGCGAGCUGCUCAGGUCACGACUAGCCACCGCAGCCGAUGAGCACUCCUUCACACUCUCCGCUUACCGAUCCACCUCGUCUUCAUCCACUCGAUCAUCCUCGCCAUUACCCGGCACACCACGUGAGCCUCCAUUAACAAUCACGCCGAGCAAUUCCAAGCCAACAUCAAUGUCAUACUCCCAUCCUUACCUCCUCGUCGCGCACCCAGACAACACACUCUCCCUCUACCUCGUCAAAUCAACUUCCUCCACACUCUACAUAAGCUCCGGCAACCGUCUCUGGGGCCACACGUCCUCCAUCUCCGGCGCGCACGUCGGCACGCGCGGUAAAGCCGUUUCUAUCAGCAGACUCGGCGACGAAUUGCGGGUUUGGGAUCUAGAAGGUGGAUCAGCCUCACUCGCAAAUCGGCGGCGGUUCAGGAACGGCGAGCUGAGCGUUAGAGUGCAGCCGUCUAGAGCUGCAGACGAGUCACAGGACCGUCAAGAUGAGGACAGUGGGCGGAACUUUGGACUAAAGCUCGCGCUGGAUCAAGCCUUUGAUGAUUCGAGCGUGAGUCAAGGCUGGGUGGGAUUCGAUGAGCAGAAUGUGAUUGUGUUGAGGGAGAAGAGGGAAGGGAGUCAGGCGUUGGUCGUGUAUGACUUUACAUAGAAGUGAUAAUGAUACUAUGUUAC